Messenger RNA from Pollicipes pollicipes, 3736 nucleotides. RefSeq names its product collagen alpha-3(IX) chain-like. Gene Ontology annotation, molecular function: extracellular matrix structural constituent conferring tensile strength. Gene Ontology annotation, biological process: extracellular matrix organization. NCBI's taxonomy places the organism in Eukaryota, Metazoa, Arthropoda, Thecostraca, Pollicipedomorpha, Pollicipedidae. The record is from RefSeq and is a predicted model, not a curated record.
UCCGCAGCCAUGGGCGCCGCCCGGCCGGCCGCCCGGCGCGCCAGAUGGUCUGCACCCGUGUCUCUGGUGUGCUGUCUGCUUUUGGCCAGCUUGCAGAUAGCUUCAGCACAAAACGAGCAGCCCCCGGAUGAGAGGGUGGACUACGCCUACUACUACUACGACUAUGACGAGGAGGGCGAUACAGAUGGCCAAGCCGCGGGCAGAGGGCCAGAGCCAGGAGUGGCGCCGGGUGGCGGCGCAGGGCCCGGACUUGGCUCUCCCGAUUACGGUGCAGGUUUGCCCGAUGUAUCGGUCUCGCUGCCCUGCUCCGACUAUCGUCCGGGUGAGGACGACCUCCAGGCCUUCGACUUUAUCCGCCGCUUCAAGCUGGACGUGCUGGAGAAGAGGUUUCCGGGCGUCAGCAAAGUGCGCGGCUCGAACCGGGUGCAGGUGGCCUACCGUCUGGAUGCCUCCGCCGACCUCAGCAUGGCCACCAGGACGGUGUUCCCGCUGGGCCUGCCGGCCGAGUUCAGCUUCAUCUCCACCUUCCGCGCACGCAAGCUGUUCCAACGGCCGUGGGACGUGCUGCGCAUCAGCGACCUGCGCGGCCGGCCUCAGUUUGCCGUCACGCUGAACCCGCAGGAGCAGCUGGUGCAGUUCAUGCUGCCCGACCUCAGCGGAGGAACGCAGCAGAUCGACUUCGCCGGGCUCAAUAUAUUCGACCGUAACUGGCACAAGCUGCACUUCGGCGUGUCGCGGACGGAGGUCAUGCUGUACGUGGACUGCCAGCUGGUCAGCUCGUUCCCGCUGUCGCCGGUCGGGCCCAUCGACGUCAAUGGCGACAUCGUCAUCGGCAAGUCCACCAACUCGGCGAAGACGGUGCCGAUUGACCUGCAGUGGAUGGUGAUGAACUGUGACCCGACCCGGCCAGAGAGGGAAGAGUGCAGCGAGCUUCCGAGUCCUGCGGAGCCCCAGAUUGGGCCGACCCCCUGCGAGACCGUGUGCCCUCAGGGCCCACCCGGCUUUAACGGCACCAAGGGCGAACCUGGGCCGCCCGGGCCCCGCGGCGCCAUCGGCUCGAUCGGCGAGCCCGGCGUGCCCGGCUUCCCCGGCUCCCCGGGCCCACCGGGCCUGACUGGACAAGCCGGUCUGCAGGGGCCGCCAGGACUGACCGGGCAGUCUGGACGCUCAGGUCCCAAGGGGGACAGGGGCGACCAGGGGCCGCCGGGACCGAGGGGAGAACGGGGCCUCCAGGGCGUGUCCGGCCAGCGGGGCCUCAAGGGCGAGGAGGGCCUGCGCGGCACGGACGGCCGGCCGGGCGUGGACGGCCUGCCGGGCGCGCAGGGCCCGCCCGGCGACAUCACCCGCGUGGUGGGCCCUAUCGGCCCGCCGGGGCCGCCCGGCGUCGGCGGCACACCGGGCGUGUCUGGGCAGGACGGUGUGCCCGGCCGUCCGGGGCCGCCCGGCGAGCCCGGGACGAGAGGCUCACCCGGCGUGGACGGCAGGCCCGGCACCACGGGUGCGAUAGGCUCCAAGGGCCAGCCCGGUCAGCCGGGCCCUGUCGGCCAGCAGGGACUACCCGGGCCGCCGGGGCCGUACGGUCCGCCCGGUAGCCAGGUGGCGGGCGAGACGGUACCGGGACCGGCCGGGGUACCGGGCCAGCCCGGCUCGCCAGGCCUGACGGGCCCCGAGGGACCCGCCGGACCGCCGGGCCCGCCCGGAGAGGUCGGCCGGCAGGGACCCAGAGGAGACAAGGGUGAGCGAGGGCCGUCCGGGGUGCCUGGCCAGGACGGUCUGCGCGGUUUCGCCGGCUCGCCCGGUCUGGACGGUGGACCGGGCGCGAAGGGCGAGCCGGGUCUGUCCGGUCUGCUCGGACCACAGGGGCCGCCCGGCGCGCCCGGACUGUCGGGACCGUCGGGCCCAGCCGGCGGCGUGGGCCUGCCCGGCCAGAAGGGCGACAGAGGCGAGGCAGGCCGAGACGGCGCCGUUGGGCCGCAGGGGCCCCCCGGACCGUCCGGUCUGCCCGGCGAGCGAGGCGAGACGGGCCAGGCAGGCCUCGACGGUCAGCCGGGACCUCGUGGCGAGGCCGGCCUCCAAGGCCCGCCGGGCCCGCUAGGGCUGCAGGGUCUCAAGGGCCACCCGGGCCGCCAGGGCGCCGAGGGCGAGCCGGGGCCGAAGGGCCAGCGUGGUGAGCCUGGCCUCACCGGCAAGGACGGAACUCCGGGUGAGAUCGGCGCGCCGGGUCGCCCUGGUCGCCGCGGUAGGAUCGGCUUCAAGGGCGACCAGGGCGCCGCCGGCGAGGCGGGCCCGGUGGGCCCCCGUGGCCUGCAGGGCCCACAGGGCAGCACCGGUUCGCCCGGUGAGCUGGGCCCGCAAGGACUGCCCGGCCUGCCCGGCCACAAGGGGCCGCCGGGCGCGCCCGGCCCGCCGGGCCCGCCCGGCGAGGUGCAGUACCUGGCUGCGUCGACAGAGGGCAGGCCGGUCGGCAUGCCUGGCGCUCGCGGGCCGCCGGGCGAACCCGGAAUGCCGGGAGAGCGGGGAGCAGACGGCAGGUCCGGCGGGAUGGGCCACAAGGGACCGGUGGGCGAGCCAGGCCAGCAGGGCUACCCUGGCGUGGCCGGACCAGCAGGACAGCGCGGCCCGCCCGGUCCCAGCGGAACACCGGGCGUGCCGGGCCGCACAUUCUCGGAGGAGGAGGUACGCGACAUCUGCGCCACCGUGCUGCGCGACAGGCUGGAGGAGCUGACGGCGCGCCUGCAGGGGCCGGCCGGCCGGCCGGGCCGCUCGCGGCGCGGGCCGCGUGGUUUCCCUGGCGACCCGGGCCCGCCGGGCGACCGCGGCUUCCGUGGCCCGCCCGGCGACCGCGGCAUGCCGGGCCUGAACGGCGCCAGCGGCCUGCCGGGCCCGCACGGCCCGCCCGGCGAACGCGGUGACCAGGGCCCGCCAGGACCGGAGGGCGUCGGCAUCGAGGGACCCAUGGGACCCAGCGGCACGCCAGGUCCUCCCGGACCGCCGGGUGUGGGCCUUCCGGGCCGCGUCGGGGAGCGGGGCGAACAGGGUCGGCCCGGCCUGCCGGGCGUCCAGGGGCCGCCCGGCACCGCCGGCCAGCCCGGCUUCUGCGAGUUCUGCAACUAUCCGCAGGCGUAUGCGCAGCAGGCGUACGUCCAGGCCGGUAGCAAGGGCCCUGACUUCAAGGGGUGAGGCGGCCGGCGACGCGGGCGCUGACUGGCGGCGGCGACAGGAAGCUUGCCUCUUCGAAAUGGGGUUGCGCGAGAGAGUGAGAACUGAGGCGGGCGCGUACAUGAUGCGGGGACUGCCCUUGAAUUAUGCACGGAUGCUUUGUCGGAGAGAAAUCGCUACAAGCGUCUUAAUUUAGGAUCGUUUAAGUGAUAAUUACAGCCAUUUUGGCCCAUGGAGGCUGAAAGGUUGUUUGCAAUAAGUACUUGCAGAUUGCCUUUAGAUAUUAUUUUUUAAGGUUCAUAUAAUUUGUCUGAUGUGCACAUCACUGCCAAUUAUGUACGCUUCUCUGUACGCAUGUGCCAGGUGCCUAGAGUAUGCUGUCAGCCGUGUGAAUGACGAAUUGCACUGCGUUGUGGGCUUUUGGGUUACUUCGACUUGCCUCCCAGGUCACUGACGUGAUUUAUUGAGCUAUAAGCGCACUGCCUCCCGUUUGAUUAGAAAUCAGGAGUGCUGUGAAUCCAGUGUCUUUAAAAAAUGUAUCCAACCAGGCAUUCGGGCAAUAAAACCUGCGCGGACA